AGCCCAGACACCAGAAGAGGACAGGUCUAGAAAGGAGGUGGGUUCAGGGACUUUCUGGGCCCCACAAUCCAGCUGCUGUCAUCUGCAGCAGAAAAGACCUGCAGACUAAAGAGGGCCUCUCAGAUCUGCUGCCCUGCUCAGCAUCUCAUAGUGGGUAAACAGGGAGAGUGCAGCAUCUGACCAGCUGCUGAGCAGGCUCUGAGAGUUUUUGUGCACCAGGUGGAAUUCCCUUUCCCCAGCCAAUCUCUCCAGAGAAAAUGACCAAGAAGAGAAUUGCCGUGAUUGGAGCAGGUGUGAGUGGGCUCAGCUCGAUCAAAUGUUGCCUGGAAGAAGGUCUAGAACCAGUCUGCUUCGAGAGGACUGAUGACAUUGGAGGGCUCUGGAGGUUUCAGGAGAAUCCAGAAGAAGGAAGGGCCAGUAUUUACAAAUCAGUGAUCAUCAACACCUCCAAGGAAAUGAUGUGUUUCAGUGACUAUCUCAUCCCCGCUGACUUUCCUAACUUCAUGCACAACUCUCAACUCAUGGAGUACUACAGGAUGUAUGCCAAAGAAUUCAACCUUUUAAAGUAUAUUCGUUUCAAGACUGUUGUAUGCAGUGUGAAGAAGCGACCUGAUUUUUCCAAGUCUGGCCAGUGGGACAUAGUCACUGAAUGUAAUGGGAAGCGGGAAGUGGACGUCUUUGAUGGAGUCAUGGUCUGCACUGGCCAUCACACCAAUGCUCACAUGCCCCUGGAGAGCUUCCCUGGGAUAGAGAAGUUCAAAGGUCAAUACUUCCACAGCCGGGACUAUAAGGAUGCACAGGGAUUUGCUGAAAAACGAGUCAUUGUGAUUGGCAUUGGGAAUUCUGGAGGAGAUCUUGCUGUGGAGAUCAGCCACACAGCCAAACAGGUCUUCCUCAGCACGAGGAGAGGUGCAUGGGUCCUAAAUCGUGUGGGAGAUAAUGGAUAUCCUUUUGAUGUUGUCUUCUAUUCCCGGGUUAAAAACUUCAUCUCAAAGUUCUUAAGCCUAUCUGCAAAGAGUUCAUUUAUGGAAAAAAAGAUGAAUGCAAGGUUUGACCAUGCAAUGUAUGGCCUGAAACCUAUGCACAGAGCUCUGAGCCAGCAUCCAACAGUCAAUGACGACCUGCCCAACAGAAUUAUUUCAGGCCGGGUGCGAAUCAAGGGAAAUGUAAAGGAAUUCACAGAGACAGCCGCCAUCUUUGAAGAUGGCACAAAAGAGGAUAACAUUGAUGCCGUUAUCUUUGCUACGGGAUAUAGCUUUGACUUCCCCUUCCUUGAAGACUCUGUCAAAGUGGUCAAGAAUAAGAUUUCCCUGUACAGAAAGGUAUUUCCUCCUAACCUGGAGAAACCAACCCUUGCUAUUAUUGGCUUGAUCCAGCCACUUGGAGCCAUCAUGCCCAUUUCAGAACUCCAAGGUCGCUGGGCCACACAGGUAUUUAAGGGAGUAAAGACUUUGCCUUCCUCGAGUGAAAUGAUGGAAGAGAUCACUAAAACGAGAGAAGAAAUGGCCAAAAGAUAUGUGGAGAGCCCCCGCCACACCAUCCAGACAGACUUCAUGGAAUACAUGGAGGAACUUGCUGAGUUGGUGGGGGUGAGGCCCAACCUGCUGUCCCUGGCCUUCACCGAUCCCAAAUUGGCAUUUCAUAUGUUCUUUGGACCGUGUACCCCGGUCCAGUAUCGUUUGCAGGGCCCAGGGAAGUGGGACGGAGCCCGAAACGCCAUCCUCACAGUGAAUGACCGUAUCCAGAAGCCAAUGAAGACAAGAAUGACAGGAGAAAGUAACCACAGCUCCUCUAUGAUGAUGGUUGCCAAAUGGAUCCUGGCUGUGGCCUUCUUUUCCAUUAUCUUAGCUUAUUUUUAGCACUUGAGCUCUUUAAAGCUACAGCUUUAGUGGGGUAGUGGGAUCCAAAGAUGCCUUCAAAUGCCAAAAGAGAAACGUGUGGAGCUACUUUCCACUCUUCAACUCAGGGCUUUUCUUUUCAACCACGUCCAUAACCUUCACCUCUCUAUUCCCCAUUUCCCCCAUUUUCAUUGGUUCAGUUCCCUUUUUCUUUUUGCUCACCCAAUUCUAAGUUUGACCCAAAACUCCAGAGCAGGGGCCCUGUGUCCACUUCGGCUGAGAUAGCACUGUCAGACAUGAUGCUGGUUGGAGCUCAAGCAAAGUGAUUUGUCCAUAAUACAGUCAGUAACUGUCACGGAGGGCAGUGGUGGAUAGAGCACCAGACCUGGAAUCCGGAAGACUCAUCUUCCUGAGUUUAAGUCUGGCUUCUCACACUUAUUAGCUGCGUAACCCUGGGCAAGUCACUUAACCUUGUUUGCCUUGGUUCCUCAUCUAUAAAAUGAGCUGGAGAAGGAAAUGGCAAACCACUCUAAUAUCACUGCUAAGAAAACCCCAAGCAGGGUCACGAAAAAUCAGACAUGACUGAAAAAUGACUGAAGAACAAUAAACUGUCCAAGGUAUCAAGUGUGACCAUGAAAUUGACAGGGACCAUAGUGACUUGUCUCCUGGAAUUCGUUGAAACCCAAAUAAGAGAUUCAUCUAGAAAUGCUGAUGCCCCUGAGAUUUUGCAAUAAUUUUUCUACAUAUCAGAACUUUUUCCCCUUUCUGAUAGGGUUAUGCCUUAAGAAAGAAGACUUCACUUGGGGGCACAGCUAGGUGGCACAGUGGAUAAAGCACUGGUCCUGAAUUCAGGAGGACCUGAGUUCAAAUCCGGUCUCAGACACUUGACACUUACUAGCUGUAUGACCCUGGGCAAGUCACUUAACCCUCAUUGCCUCCCCCCCCACCAAAAUGACUUCAACAAACUGUUGCUUGAGCCAGCUCAGGCUAAUAACAGUUUCAUUUAACCAGGAUGAAAAUGAAAGACAUUCUGUGAUUAAAAUUAGCCAGUUAAGAGGAGAAUUUAAGACCUCUCUUUACUUCUCUCCCAUUCCGACUCAGAUGUCCUACAUGGUCUCAAGAAAUAGAGAAGUGUGGAUAAAGCACCAGCCCUGGAUUCAGGAGGACCUGAGUUCAAAUCCGGCCUCAGACACUUGACACUUACUAGCUGUGUGACCCUGGACAAGUCACUUAACCCUUACUGCCCCACAAAACAAACAAACAAAAAACCAAAAAAAAAAAAAAAGAAGAAAUAGAGAAGUGAGGUAUAAAUGAGGGAUCCAGAUUUGAUAUAGUCACCAUCACUAGGGAGAAUUCUUAUCAGUGAGCUGGGCUCUCUCUGCCUCACGUAGGAGGUAACUUUCAACGACACAUGGGCCCCCUUUAAGAAAAGAUUUUCUUCCACAUCCCAUCAUGAGUUGAUUUUUUUGUUUGCAACAACUCUUGUGCAAUAUUAUGCAACAUCUGGGAUCAUCGCCCAUCACUGGACUGGGCAAACAAAAAAUACUAUUUGCAGAUGCUGAAGAGGCAACUGUUCCGGAUACUAUUGAAAGGCAGAGUUACAACUUCCUCUUCCAAAUCAGAGCUGGCCUGCCUUUUUAAGACUCUGCCUCUUCCUUGGUCCUUCCUAAUCUCUUUAGAGCAUUUCUCAGUUACCUUGGGUAAUCUUCCAGAAUGACCUUUAGUUUAUUGGUUGAUUUAUAUAAUUGGGAAAUCAAUUGCACCUUAGCUUCGUUUACUGUUCUUCUCCAUUUCAGGAACUAUCUUUUAGGAAGGAAAUUAGCCUGUUUAGCCUGAGGGACAGGAUCCCAUUCCUAUUUUGAACACUAUUAAGAGCUCCUGGUCUAAAGAUUUUCUCCAAAGCAGCAGUUCUCAAAGUGUGAAAGUGUGAUCUGGGCAAUGCUAGACCCUUUCAGGGAGUCUAUGACAUCAAAGCUUUUCUCAUAAUAAAACUAAGACAUUUUAAUUUCUAA
Dromiciops gliroides (monito del monte) is the source of this 3850-nucleotide messenger RNA. It is a transcript of the gene FMO5, whose product is annotated as flavin containing dimethylaniline monoxygenase 5. The transcript has 9 exons. Lineage: Eukaryota; Metazoa; Chordata; Mammalia; Microbiotheria; Microbiotheriidae. Bases 258 to 1859 code for a protein of 533 amino acids. The record is from RefSeq and is a predicted model, not a curated record. Gene Ontology annotation, molecular function: NADP binding; N,N-dimethylaniline monooxygenase activity; flavin adenine dinucleotide binding.